Anarrhichthys ocellatus (wolf-eel) is the source of this 13433-nucleotide messenger RNA. RefSeq names its product trinucleotide repeat containing adaptor 6C2 (gene tnrc6c2). Gene Ontology annotation, molecular function: protein binding; RNA binding. The record is from RefSeq and is a predicted model, not a curated record. Gene Ontology annotation, cellular component: P-body; nucleoplasm. The transcript has 22 exons. Lineage: Eukaryota; Metazoa; Chordata; Actinopteri; Perciformes; Anarhichadidae. Gene Ontology annotation, biological process: miRNA-mediated post-transcriptional gene silencing; positive regulation of nuclear-transcribed mRNA poly(A) tail shortening. Bases 829 to 6603 code for a protein of 1924 amino acids.
GGAGGAGAGCGAGACUGCGGUGUUGUUAGUUUGAACAAAAUGGCUGCGAGACCACUGUCAACGAGAGCUCACUGAACGCCUACCAUGACCGUCCGCUCCGCUGUCUGGAUCCACACAGAAUGUAUUUCCCCGGAGUCGUUUCUCACUUUGCAUUCGCGGUGGCCAGCCCGUCGCUAGUCGUCCAGCUGGCGACCUAAACAACAACAACAAAACAUUUAUUUUGCACUUUAAAACAAGUUGGCUGGCUGACGGCCGUCGGCUCGCUCUUUUACGCCGAUAACCGCCUGAUUUUUCUCCGCUUUUGCAAAACCUCGCAACGAGUUACAGCGUCAAGCAGCUGACGCACUAUUUCGCUGCUUUUGAAAGUCAUUUUUAUUCGUGUUUGGGGUUUUUCGUUGUUGUUGUUUUUGUUUUUGUUGUCAGUGGCGUUUCCUUCGCCUCCCCGCCCCCUCCCCCCAUUAUAGCGUGACGUUUUAACGAACUGUUUUUCGACGAUUUUUUUCCUGUUUUGGUUUUGUUCAAAGCGUGAAUUACCGUACCUGCUGUGUGUGUGCGUGUGUGUGUGUGCGUGUGUGUGUGUGUGUCUGGCUGAGUAGCCGCUGUUUACCUCGCUAUCUUGUCACCAGUCGGCUUAUCUUGCCAAGUCCGACUUUAACUGCGACUGAAUCUCUGCUCCAUCUCUCUACGGGUAACUUGAGAAAAGACAUUGGAGAAUGCUUUUCUGCAUUUUUUUUUUCCUGCCAUGAACCGACUACACUGAAAGCUGCCAAAACUGUGGUUUAAACGCAAGCUGAGAGAAGCUAGCGACAGAAGAAAGAGAACCAUUUGAUGGAAGAAAAGAAAAAGAAAAAACAAGAAGAAAAGACCAAGACGGACGUCGCUCAGAAAAAGGCUGCCGAUCAGAAACCCAAAGUGCCAGAGCCUGCUCCCACUAAGCCCAGUCCCGGCCCACCCCACCACCUCCACCCCGCCAGCCCUACGCUGCCCCUCUCCUCCUCCUCCUCUUCUUCUUCUGGCAAUGGCAAGCGCGCCUCCUCCAGUAGCCAACUCCCGACCCAGACUCCCCCUCAGCAGCAGUGCCAGUUGUCCUCUGCCAGUGCUCGCUACCCGCCCAGAGAGGUGCCCCCGCGCUUCCGCCAGCAGGAGCACAAGCAGCUACUGAAGAGAGGCCAGCCACUGCCUGCAGGAGCCCUCAGCGCUCUCACCCUCUCCUGUUCCUCUUCCUCCUCCUCUUCGCCCUCAUCGUCUUACUCUUCUUCUUCUACGACUACCAGCAGCACUUCCCCAAACUCUGCCACGUCCACUGCGAGCAAACACCACCCAGACAUAUCCCUCCAGAGUGGCUCUGUUGCCCAGUAUGAGACCUCUCAUUGGGGACACUCUUUGCAAGUUGACAGCUCCUCCAGUGCCAACAGCUGGGACAAAGUGAUUACUGACACACGAAGUGACACAAAAGCUUGGCCCUCAAUCAGCCGCAGUAGUGACCUCGGCCACCUAGCAGCACCAGAAUGCUCCUUGGGCUCAGCCAGCUCUAACAAAGACACAAGUGCUGUCACUACCACCAGUAGUAAUAGUUUUCUGAGAAUGGCCACAGGUGCCGCAGGCCAGCAGGCCCACUACUCCUCUCUUAAAGCCAACAAUAACAUGAUGACGGGACCUGGGUCAGCCAACACAUGCGGUAGUAGAGGCUGGGGCUCAGAUGGAAAACAAGAUGGUAUGAAUGGCGGUCGAGUAGGGGCUCCCAAUAACUGGGGCUCUACCAAUUUUAACUUGAACCUCAAUCCCAAUGCCAACCCAUCAGCUUGGCCUGUUCUGGGCCAGGAGGGUGUUGGAGGUUGUGGUAUUGGCCCCAAUGCGGUGUCAAACUCCCCAUCCCUCCCACCAGGUAUUAAUGGCAAUGGAAACAUGGCAAAUGGGAGCCUGGGAGGUGCCGAUAAUGGCGGGGGAGGCUGGGGUGGCAUGAUAAGUGCUAAUGAAAAUGAUCAACAGCACCCUUCAACUAACACAAGCAUGUCCUUCAAAAUGGAACCUUCUAACCUUAACACUGAUGGACCAAACCACACUAAGCAGCAGCAGCAGCAGCAAGCUCAGGAGCCUAUGAGCCCUAUCCAUGGGAUAACUGGCUGGGGAGGCCAGUCACCCACUGAAUCAUCCCAGCUCAAUGGGGACACAACAGGCAGCUCUGUAUGGGGUAGUGGAGAAAGCAAGGCAGCUGACUCUCCCAAGGACUCAGGCUGGGACUCAACUCCCUCUGGAGGCCAUUCUGCUUGGGGCCGGCAAGGCAGUGGCGGUGGGAGUAGUUCAAGUGGUGGCUGGCACGACUGGGGGAAAUCCUCUGGCGGCGGAGAUGCAUCUAAAGGCUGGGACUCAGUAGAUGCUGGUAGCUCUGGUUCAGGCCAAGAGCAACAACCUAGCUCAUGGGGCCAGCAGCCCAGAACAGCCCCAGCGAGCGACGGUAGUGGGGAAAGCAGCGAAAAUCAGUCUGGCUGCAGAGACAGGUCCUCCAGUACGGAUUCUACCCCUCUGCUACCCCGGCAGGACCUGGACCCUAGGGUGCUUAGUAACACGGGUUGGGGACAGACCCCGAUCCGACAGCACACUGUAUGGGAGAUGGAAGAAGCCAACUCGGAUCAAGGGAAGAGCAAAAGCAGCUCAGCUUCUACAGGAGGCCCCAGCUCUCAUGUUGGACCCUCAUCCAUCAAUGGAGGUACCAUCAACCCGAAAAUUAGCCCCAGUCAGAGGCCUAGGUCUGGAGAAAAAAGUGACAGUGAAGGAUCAUCAUCCUCUGGCUGGAGAGCCCCUCCGCCUCAGCCUAUCCAAACUGGAUCAGGAUGGGGGGAUCCCCCACAGUCACACAGCAAAGCGCCGAAUGGCACUACCAGUGGCUGGGGUGACCCUUUGCCUCAAAAUGGUCCCAGAAAUGGAGGCACACCAUCCUGGGGUUCUGAAGAAAAGUCAUCCAGUUGGAACGAUGGCCCGACGAAAAGUCAGCCGACUAACUGGGGAGAGGGCCCCAAAAGCUCCCAUGGAUGGGGCAAUGGUAACGCCGGCAACGGUAACACCGGCAACGGUAACGCCGGUAACGCCAGCAACAGUAACGGCGGCUCCAACGGCCCGAGCACAGGGGAGUGGGGAGAGGCGGAGGUCAAGAAGAAUGGAUCAUCCAGCAGCCUGUGGGAAGGAGAAGGAGGUAAUGGAGGAAGUGGUGGAUGGAAGGAGAGCCCCAGGGGAGGAAAUGGAGGAGGCUGGAGUAAGCCUGCUCCUGCUGCGAGUAAUAGCAGCUGGGGGGAGAUCCCUCGUGCAAACGGCCCAGUGCAGGGGAGCUGGGGCUCUUCCAAGCCCCAGGAAAGCAGCAGCAGCAGCAGCACUGGCAGCGGAGGAGGUGGCAGCAUGGGUUCAUGGGGUGGUCCUGGUACUGUGAAGCAGAACUCUUCGAGCUGGGGAAAUGGUAGCAAACCGGACCAAGGCAUGGAUCCCACUGGCUGGGAAGAGCCCUCCCCUCCCUCUAUCCGCAGGAAGAUUGAGAUUGACGAUGGAACGUCCACCUGGGGCAAUCCUGGCACAAACUCCAAGACUGUCAACAUGUGGGAUCGCACCAGUCCCAAUAACAACCCAGGCAACAGCGGCCCACCGCCCAGUAAGAGUGGUGGAGGGAUUAUCCCCAACAAUAACAACAAUCACUCUGUCGGCCCUGGCAACAACAAUCACCAUCACACUCACCACAUGCACCACCAGCCCCAUCAUGGCCAGCCCCAUCAUGGCCAGCCCCAUCAUGGCCAGCCCCCAGCUCACCUGCAACACCAUGGAAACAACAAUGGGUCAUCCAACAAUGGCCCCCCACAUCCAGGUGCGGGCCCCCAGGGUAGACCCCCGCUCGCCAACCCAGGUUGGGGAGAACUUCCCAGUGUUCAACCCAAGUCAGAGCCUGCUUGGGCAGAGCCAGCCGCUCCGGCAUCAUCUGUGGACAAUGGCACCUCUGCCUGGGGCAAGCCCCCAGCAGGAUGGGGAGACGGUGGCCACGAGUCCUCUGGACCCUAUGGCAGGGCCAACGGACCCACAGGUUCUUCAGCCUGCAAACCAGGUCCCAAACCUAUGCAAGAUGGCUGGGGAAAUGGAGGAGAGGAGAUGGGCAUGUCUAACAGCCAAUGGGAUGCUGAGGAUGGGGACAUGUGGAACAGCCCCACCUCCCAGGAGAGCAGCUCUUCUUGCAACUCCUGGGGCAACGGACCCAAGAAGGGCCCGAGCAAGGGUAAGAUGGGCAAGCCAGAUGAAGCUUGGAUCAUGAACCGUCUCAUCAAACAGCUCACUGACAUGGGCUUUCCGAGAGACCCUGCUGAGGAGGCUUUGAAGAGCAACAACAUGAACCUUGACCAGGCCAUGAGCGCCCUGUUGGAGAAGAAGACGGACCUGGACAAGCGGGGCAUGGGCAUGUCUGAUUACAGCAACGGCAUGAACAAACCCAUGAUGUGUCGGCCCUCUGCUCUCUCCAAAGACCCCUCCGACCGCACUUCCUUUCUUGACAAGGAUGGUGGUCUGUCAGAUGAUGCCCCCUCAUCACCGUUUCUGCCUUCCCCCAGCUUGAAGCUCCCCCUGGCCAACAGUAGCCUUCCCGGGCAGGGUCUGGGACAGGGCAACCCGGGGCUGGCCAUGCAAAACUUGAACAACAGACAGAUACCCAGUGGAAUGUUUGGCAGUAGUGGAGCAGCACAAACCCGGGCGAUGCUGCAGCAGCAGCAGCCUCCUCAGCCACCAGUGCCACCUCUCAGCUCCUCCCAGCCUAGUCUACGUGCUCAAGUGCCUCAGUUUCUCUCCCCUCAGGUCCAAGCACAGCUCUUGCAGUUUGCAGCAAAAAACAUUGGUCUGAACCCUGCACUUUUAACCUCACCAAUAAACCCUCAACAAAUGACUCUCUUGUACCAACUUCAGCAACUGCAAAUGGCGUACCAGCGUUUACAAAUCCAGCAGCAGAUGAUGCAGGCGCAACGCAAUGUUUCCGGCCCCAUUAGACAACAAGAACAGCAAGUUGCACGUACAAUCACCAACAUGCAGCAGCAGAUCCAGCAGCACCAGCGUCAGCUGUACCAAGCGCUGCUGAUGAAGCAGCAGCAACUUCCCUCUCACUCCUCCUCCUCCUCUUCCUCCUCCUCCGCUGGUCUGCAUCCCCCCGGUGGCCCCUCCGGAGGCCAUGGUUCCGGCAAAUCAACCCACGACCCCUACGCAGGCCCACACCAGGCUCCGGGCCUAGCCGACACACUGCACACCAAAGAGCCGCCGUCUUCGCCCAACGCCUACAGCACCUACCCUCUCUCUGGACUAAAUCCAAACAUGAAUGUAAACUGCAUGGAGGUUGGGGGUAUGUCCCUGAAGGAGCCCCCCCAGCCCCAAUCCCGCCUGUCCCAGUGGACACACUCCAACUCCAUGGACGGCCUCUCUUGCAACUCCUCAAACAUGGAGAACAACCUCAAUAAGCACGGUGCCAUAGCUGCUGCCUCUACCCUGGGCCCCCCCGGGAAGCCCCCCCAUCUGGAGGACUCAUACAGCCCUUACAAUCUAAUGUCCAGCUCUGAGUCCCCCACCAGCCCCAUGGUGCCCCCAGACAGCUGGGGCCAGGGCAAGAGCCCCAAUGAAAAGAUCCCCAAUGGGACCAACAUUAACUGGCCCCCAGAGUUCUGCCCAGGUGUGCCAUGGAAGGGCCUCCAGAACAUCGACCCCGAGAAUGAUCCCAACAUGACCCCUGGCAGCGUCCCCAGCGGUCCCACCAUCAACACAAACAUCCACGACGUCAACCGAUACCUGCUGCGGGACAGGAAUGGAGGAAAGCUGUCUGACAUGAAGUCCACCUGGUCCCCAGGGCCCAUCUCCCAGGGCCAGGCCUCUUUGUCCCACGAGCUGUGGAAAGUCCCUCAGGGGCCGCGCAGCAACGCAGCCCCUUCUCGGCCCCCACCAGGCCUCGCCCACAACAAACCCUCCUCCACCUGGGGUGGCAACUCGCUGGGCCUGUCCCAGGGCUGGAGCGGCUCCUACGCCCCUGAGGGAACCACCUGGAGUACUGACAGCCCCAACAGGACCAGCAGCUGGCUGGUGCUGAGGAAUCUCACCCCACAAAUUGACGGUUCGACUCUGCGGACCCUGUGCAUGCAACACGGCCCCCUGAUCACAUUCCACCUCAACCUGACCCAGGGGAACGCCGUGGUGCGCUACAGCUCCAAGGAUGAGGCCGCAAAGGCCCAGAAGUCUCUGCACAUGUGUGUGCUUGGAAACACCACCAUCCUUGCGGAGUUUGCCGGCGAGGAGGAGGUGAACCGCUUCUUUGCACAAGGCCAGUCCCUGGGGGCUAACACCACUAGCUGGCAGGCCAACCAAGGAACCAAUCAAAACCGGAUGGGCGGGGCAGCACAGUCCCACUCUAUUGGCCAGUGGAGCAGCAGCGGCGGCGGUGGCUGCGGAGGCAAGUCCAACGGGGGAGACCUGCUGUGGGGCGGCAUGCCCCAUUACUCCAGCCUGUGGGGUCCGCCGAGUGGAGACGAUGGCCGUGUGAUCGGGAGCCCCACCUCCAUUAACACCCUGCUGCCUGGAGAUCUGCUGAGUGGAGAGUCCAUGUAGGAUGAUGCCACGAUACACUAACUAACCAACCAACCAACCAACCAACCACCACCAUGUCACGUAAGCCAUUGGUGGUGGGUGGGAGGGAGGGAAGAAAAAUACAAAACAAACAAAAAAAAAAAUUCAAUAUGAACAGGAGCAAAACCCAAGCAAAUCAUGUGGCGAUAAUCAGUAUCAAUUUGAACUGUGAAUUGUGAAUCCGAAGGCUGGAGUCCCAACCACACAGACUGCAGACUCCAGUCCUUGUGAUUUGCUUUUGUCCGUUUUUUGUUUGGUUUACCUUUUUUGGUAUUUUUGAAAUGCAUCGUAUAAAACAAACUGAAAUGAGACACAAUACAAAGAAACCUUUGAAGUGUUUUUAGUUUUUCCAGAAGUAUACAUGACAUUCUGUGUGAAAUUGUUUUGAAGACUGUUGUUAGGAGAAGCAAUCAAAGCUGCCAUCUGAGACUUUCCUUUUCCCUCCAAAAAAACAAAAACAAAAAAAUCCCCAAAUAAGACUUAAAACGACCAUUCCCAGCAUGUCCAUGGCCAAUGAUGUGGUUCAAAGACCUUUAAUAGUUGUGUUAACGUUUGUUUCUCAGCACUAAUAUUAGCCUUAAGUGCUCUCUGGCCCAGGUCCUUCCCAAGCAGCCUUUUGUUGUUUUUUGUAACUGAAGAAAUAGCUGAAAUCUUGCACAGUUUCACCUCUGAACCAGCAAGUGGUACAGGACAUGACUGGUGACCAACUCCGUCGCUGGGCAGUAAGAAGUCCUGGCCACGUGACUGGCCCUACCAAUCAUCAGCUUAAUUAUUUUGGUUUCUCAAAGGGAUUGACACAGCUGUAAAAAUGUUCUUUUUUUUUUUUUUUUUUUUGUUUGUAGGUCUAGACCCAAGCGCGUUUUUUUUGAUAUCUACAAUAUAUAUAAGCUGAGAAGAUUAUUUGUCCAACCUCGCUGCGUGUCUCUGGUUCCGUACAUGCCUAUGUAGGUCCAGUGGCACCUAAUCACUGCAAGCCCAGAUCCUUCUGGUCACCUUCAACCCAGUCGCUUACUGGUGCUUUGUUGAAUUUUCUAUUGUCCGAUUUGUUAUGAAGCCCAGCGGUCUGUAUGGUCAGCCAGUUUUUUGGAGGAAAACAAAACAAAAAAAAAAGAACACAAUUUCACCUUACAUUGUGCAAUAUACACCAUAGACCUUUCUUCCGUCCAUACUCUAUGUCCACCGGAGCUGGUUUCUAUUUUGUUUUUCGUGAUUGUUGCUGAUCGCAGCAAAAGACAUUGGAACUUCACAAACCUUACCCCCCCCCCCCUUUUUCGAAACUUUGAUUCCCUCCAGACCGCCAGUCCUCCUGAAACUGUUGGAAAAAACUCUGCAAAGAGGAAGAAGCCGCUGUUGAACUGUGCAUGCAGCAAACUGUACUAAAGAGUGACACAAUAAUGCACACUUCCUCUCUGCAUGCCACAGCCACAUCCAACAGAGACUGAAUCUCACAGUGGGAUCGGAUGGUUCUGUGUAUCUGGCACAAUACCAAAUAAGAGGGGUUUCUCCUAAUGCAGUAGACCUUCGAGUGUUCCUUGCGUUUGGUACUGUACAAACAGAAGAGACUAAGACUUUUAUAAAUUCAAAGGGUUUUAUCAUAGCACUUAUGAAGAGCAAAUCGCUUCAACCGCAAUCCAAUGAAUCAAAAAAAAGGAGCAGCAUAAACAUUGAAAACAACACAAAAAAAACCAAUAACUGCUCUUUUAUGUACUAUAUCUAUUCCUUGGAAAUGUGUCAUUGUUCCUCUGGUAGCAGGAUGAAGGGAAACAAAACUGAAAUGUACCAUUGGACAUUGGUGAAAAACUGCAGUCUAUGUUCAGUUUUUUUCCUUCUUUGAACAAUAUCAAAGUGAAUAUCACUGUUACUCCAAAUAUUUAGCCUUGUUCUGUUUGGAGGCACGAGACUUGCAAACGUCAGCUGUCUCUGACACCCGCCGGCCAGUCAGUCGGUGGGAGAGUCGGGAGUGGUGUGGGGAGGGGAGGGGCGGGGGGAGUGUCCACUGAGUGCCUCUCUGCUGUGGUCCUCGGGGUGUCAAGCGGCAGCCCCCCACAGCGCAGCACUUCCUCCUGGGCUCCACUUGACCCUCCCCUCUGAAGAAAUGCAUCUCCUCCAAGACCGGCGAAUCACGGCUCUCUGCCGCACACGGCAUCUCCAGCGGGGGAGGGGUGGGGGAGGCUGCUGCCAACACCACCACCACCCAACCCUGCUGCCGUCCUCUCCCCCAGCUCUCAGUUCUUUGACACACAGAUCACUUUAGCUGGAAGAUGUAAUAGUCAUAUUUCUGGAAUUUUUUGCCAGUGUUCUUUUUAUUUUUAUUCUUUGUGGAGAUUUUUUUCUCAAUGUCUUGUGUUGUUGUUUUUUUGUCUACAUGCAGUGGUCUACAAAAUACUGGCUGCUGAACUAGCCCUUCACUGUUGAUAUGCAGAAACACUUUGGUCAGAGGUGCCUCUGUAUGUUCAUCCUGUGUAUUGAAUGCAAAACGAGGAUCAAUACUACAGAGCGUUAUUGAUUGUCUAUUUGUUUUGAACUGAUCAUGCUUUUGUGUUUAACAGUAUUCUGUAGUACUUCCAGGUAGUAUCUUGAGAUGUAUAAAAAAGAAGAAAAAAAAAAAAUAGGGUGUCUCAGACGGGGGUGUGGGUGUUUGUUGCUCCAAGCUGCUCCGCUUGCCCGCAGGCUGUCCCCCCCUUGCCCUUUGCCUAGCUGCUACGCUAUGACCUCCUCCACCUCAACCUGACCCAGUAGCCCUCCCCUGACCAGGCACCAACAGGCCCUCCUAUCUGUUUCUAUGCAAAAGACUAGAGGCUGGGGCCCUUUACAGCACGCCAAGCCUCACGCGGGGAAUGAGCACUCGUCCCCCAUGAGCUGGUCAAACCUGAACCCUCGUCACUUCAGAGUGGCCGCUGUUUCUGUAAAGUCCGGCUAAGCCACCAGAACACUGUCACGUACUGAAGUCCGAACACUUUAUCAAAGAUCGGCCUUUGUCUCUGUGCUGAAGACACUUCUUCUGUCCACUUGAUCUCAGGGUAGGGGAGUAGAUGAUACCAAGUAAGAGCUGCAGCUCUCCGUAUCGGUCCUUUCUACUGUGAGAGCAAAGUCUUAAAUGAAAAGGCCAUCUUGCGCAACAUGUACGGACCUCAUGCCUCGAACUUAAUCCUAAUUGGAAGGGAAAAUGCUUGUAUUGAAUCUUUUUUCUCAAAAAGGUGGCCUAUAUUUACUGUUUCGGGGCCCAUUGUUGCGUGUAAAAAGUUGCCAACAUAAUGUGCCAAUAUAAAUUUGCUGUGUCGUACUGUAUCUUUAUAGAGAGCACUUCUGUUCCCUGUUUGGAGGAGCUUUGAUAACCUUUGCAGAGGGUGCAGCGGGGGACAGGAGGGAUCAAACAAAUGGGCAACAGCAUCACACCCUUAACAGGCUGAGAGUUUUCUUUUUUUUUAUGCUUUUGUGGGGAAUGCCCCCAUGCUAUGGAGAAAAUCUUUACUCAGUUGGGUGUUCCAGUUUGCUACAGUGCACAGUUGAUGAUGGGUAAUCCCGGGUACAUAUUUUUUUAAAACCAAAAAUGAAAUUGCAUUUUAACGUCAUUUUUAUGAAGUUUGACAUAAAAAUCUUAAAAAUGCAAAAAAAAUCUAAAUGAGAGAAGAAAAAACAAAAAAAAAAAAAAAGAUCUAUAAUAUGUUAAAGCUCUGCACUUCUAGCUGAAACGUCUCCUGUCGUCAGCCUCUACUACCACCAUCUAAAGGAGUAGACUGGUGGCCGGGGUGCCUUUUUGUGGAUGCUGUAUUUAUCUCGAUUUUAUGUUUUGUGCCCCGCUCAAAGCGGGACCGCUGAACUGUACAUUUCCACAGACCCAGAAUGGCGUGGGCCCAACUGUAUCAGCCUCACUCUCCUCACUCUGCAUCAGCAGGAGGGGAGGGGCACAUUUCAAGAGGUACAAAGUCUUAAAAAAAAACGUUUUAAGAAAAAGUUUUAAAAAACUAAACUAAAAAAAAAAAAGAAGAACAAGAAAACGGGAAAAGGCUACCUUUCAGGACGUGCAGUCCUGCAGCACACAAGCAAAAAUCACUAUUGCCUGUUUCUGUAACUGCCUUGAUCCAAGCUCAGACAGACCCGAUAGCCGAGGACCUCCUCGUCCCGCAUCCUGCAUAACCGGAGAACCCUGACGGUGAAGGGGGUUUCCCAUGCUGCACCAGCAUCGAGAGGUUCUCCUCUCUACAGUGUGUGUGUGUGUGUGUAUAUAUGUAUGUAUAUGUGUGUAUGUAUACAUAUAUACACAUAUACAUACUGUGAGUUUGGUGUGUGUGGUAUCGCCUCUUCAGACUUCUUGGAUCGUGACCUCUGAAACGUUUCAUUUUUGUUUUAAAAGGUUUCACACAACUGAAAAAUGAGCAAUAUGUAUUUUCCCCGCAAAUAAGUGAUACGAAGGAAAGAAUUUGGGGUCGGGUGUAAACUGAUGAUUGAUUGAAAGCGUGGGCUUUCCUAUAUGGAGUUGGAUAUGCACGUUCUGGUUUUGAUGACAUAUUACAGUACUUUGAAGUGCUUGUACUGUACAUAUGUGUGUUUGUUAGUUAGCCUGUCUAAAAGCCCAACACAACCAGUCCAUUGAAAAAAAAUCACAAACAUAUCAAAACUAGACAAAAUAUUAAACACAAAUACUUGAAUCAUGGAGCGCCAAUAAUGUAAUGUGAAGUCAGUAGUUCUUUUUUUUGUUUGACAGGUACACCUAGGGGCUUUUAGAGAAUAUAAAAAAAAAUGUAUUGUAUUGAGUUACAAAUACAAAAUCUUUGAGAGAAAAAAAUGCAAAAGUCAUCUUUGAUGUGUGCUUGAAAUUCAGAUGUUUGUAUGAAUGUGUGCGCAAGAAACUGUGUACCGGGCCCACGGCCCGCUCUAAUGUUCCACUCAGUAUGCUAUAUUUUGUGUCUUUUUUAUUUUCUUCUGUUUUGUUCUGUCAAAACCUAUUCUGAUAGACAUUAUUAUCGUCUGACGUUGCACUGAGUGUCUUCUACCCCUCACUCAGCUAAUCGUAGACAAACGAGUUUAAGUACUGAGGGGAGACGGUGACAAUUCAUGUGUACAUGUUUACUCAAGGACUUAAUGGAUUUGUUUCAUUCUAUCUGUAAAAAGUUUAUCUACCUUAUAGUGGCUUUUAUUGUGGGAUAAUCCAAUACAAGGAUUAUCGUUGAGUAUUGCACCAUUUUAUUUCAAUUAUACAAAAAAAAAAUGGAGAAAAAAUUUUAAAUAAGAAAAAAACUACAAAAAAAACUACAAAACAAAAAAAAGGGAGGGGAAAAACAAAGAACUGUGGCCAUAGAUAGCUGUAGAAGGAGUAGUAAUCCCGAUGUUAACUUCAUGGAGAAAUAGAAAGGGAUGACGUGUGGGAGGUGAGUUUGUUACAAGACUCAUUUCAGAGGUGCCUAUCUUUUCUGUUUGUUUGUUUUUUGCAAAAGCCACCUGUCGUUUACAAGCAUUUCAUUCGUCUGAAGUUCAAGGAAAUAGGAUUUUAUAACAGGAAUGUUAGAAAAAAAAAAAGAGACAAAUUUCAUCUUCCAUCAAAUAUGGACAUGGAAAAUCUUGCAAAAUGAAGAUUUAUGCUACUUUAAGAACUCUGGGAUUGAUCAGUGUUGUGUCAUUUCAAUUUUUUAUUUUAUUUUCUUUCAGCGUCGACAGACUAUCUCUGUAUGUAUUGAGUUGUGAUUUUAUAUUUCCUGUAAGCGACACCGUUUGCUCAAUAUCUUGCACACUCAUAAAAGAUGUGGAUUUUUGUCUCAGGAAGGCCAGGGUUCCAGAUCGCUACUCCAUCAUUUCUAGAUUUAAUGUUUUUUGUGAAAGCAACUGAAAACAAUUAAACUCCAAGCAAGCACUGAAGGUCAUGAGUUUAACAGAAUAUAGUGGGUACCAAGUAACAACAACAAAAAGUUUGUAGCAAGUUAUAUAUUUACCAAAUAAGACUAAGAAUCAACUUUUGAAAAAAAAAAAAAAAAAGUGGAGUGCUUUACAUGUGAAAUCUAAGUAUAAUUGCUUUACAUUUAAACUGAUCAAUGGUUUGAUUGUGAAAAACACAGUGACAGAAAAUGCAUUUGUAUGUUUUGACUUUCAAGUUUCCAUCCUGUAGUCCAGGAGCAUUGUGCAAGUAUUUUUUAUUUUUUUGUUAUGUCAUCUCGCCUGUCUGUUAGCAUUUCUGUUCCUGUGACAGGUAUUUCACUAGUUGAGAGAUUUGUUAACAUGUAACAGAUGGUUUGAAGUGGAGGAGUAAAGCUGGUUUUUAAAGGAUCAUGAUCUAUGCACAAGUGGGAGGGAAGAGUCCAAACCAAGCUGCUGUACUGCUGGUGUUUGUUGACUCAGAAUCUAGGGUUCAGGGUUUUAUGUAGGGUUCUUCUUCUUUUCUUCUCUUUGCUCUAAUCUACUUCCCCCUGUCCCCCUCCUCAUUAUUGACAUCUAAUGUUUGAGUAAAACUUUACAUUGCGUCACCAUGCUGUGUAGUCCUUAACCAAUGAGCGCUUAUCCUUCUGCUAAAGCACUGUGGGUUGUACUGAGAAAAAAAAUGCCCAUGACUUCUAAGGUUGUCAUUUGUUUGUUUUUUUUCAGUGGGUGGGCGAAUGGGGGUACUUUGCCUUUGCCUUUCUCUUUACUUUGGAAAAAAAACAUUAAGGAAAAAUGUCUGUAACUGAAAUACAAAGUUGUGGCUUUUAAUGUUCAUUUAAUGUUUCAUUUUUUCUCCUCAUAGAAUGUGAUUGUUAAGGACAUGCACCGGAAAAAAAUGUUUCCAUGGAUUAUGGAUGUUCUUUCGGACUAUAUUAAUAAAUUACAAAUUUUCUUGGCUGUUA